GGUAACAUUUGAGUUUAGUUUGUCGAGAAGCGGGUGAGGAAUAUACCGCAUGUCUGUGUAGUGCUGAAUUUGUCAGAUUUUACACGAGUUUACUUGAGAAUAUAAAGCAGCUUAUGCUUCAUGAUAAGUAAAAAAAUCCGUUUUGAGAGUUGACCUUCUUGACAGUUUUCGUGUUAGUUUUAAAAGCAGCGGGGCGCGUCAUACACCUUUGCAGGAAGGAUCUUUUGCAAGGUUUUCAUUCAAACCAGCGUUUUGAGUAUUGCGGAAAGUUGAACGCAUUUAAAUAUGGAAAUGCCAGGCUGUGAUAAAGCAGCUUUACAGCAGGUGAAUCAGCUUUGGUCGAUGUUAGAUGACAUGUCUGCGAAGAAUCCAGAAGAGUACCGGAAGUUCAUCGAGCGGCAGCUGCGAGAGGGAGCUGACAUGUGUUCAACACCGCAGCCUCACGCCUGCAUACGCGCUGAUCAACUGGGACCUAAGAAGGGGGUAUUAUAUAUUAACAUCUGUGGUUGGAAACGAGUGCCAGCCCCCACUUCUCACCGUGAUCCAAUUCCUUUAUGUGGAGGAAGACUGGAAACCAUCACUGAGCAGAAAGAGUACGGUGUGGUGGAUGUGGCUUUUAACCCGAAAGUCCUGCAAAUAAUAGAGAAAGACAAAGAGGAGAGAGAGAAGAUCCACAUGCUUGUUCUGAACUUCAUUCAACAGCAGAACAAUCGGAAUCUAUCUCAGAGCUACAAACUCACUAAAGAUAAAAUUAAAGGCAGCAUUCAGGAUAUGAAGCAGCGGCUCAUGUCACCAAAACAGAUCAAAUCUUCUGCCAAUGAACCACAAUCUGAACCAGCUCCAUCACUCCUUCAGCAGAUUUCCUCACUACGUUUGGCUGAGAGUAAAGAGGACUCCUCCAUCCAGCUGAGCAUAGAGGGGGAGAAGCCAGAGAGACCAGGUCUUAUUGAGGUGAUAUCCAGCUCAGAGUCGGUCCAGCCUGAGCCAAAGAAGCCCAGACAUCAUCUCACAGUGUGUACUGACAGCAACGGCUCAGGGAGGAGCCUGAAACUGAACGUAGAGCUUCCUGGUGUGCUGUCGGUCUCACAGUGCCAGCUCAGCAUCUCUCAGGAUGAUAUUCUCCUAGAGGUAGAGGAUAUUUAUUAUCUUCACCUUCCAUUACCUGAAUUGGUCGAGGAGGAGACAUGCACCGCAACAUUUAAUAAGAAAGAACAGACUCUAACUGUUACAGUAAUUGUGUUAUAA
Molecule: messenger RNA, 1245 nt
Organism: Triplophysa dalaica
Lineage: Eukaryota; Metazoa; Chordata; Actinopteri; Cypriniformes; Nemacheilidae
Gene: pih1d2
Product: PIH1 domain containing 2
Exons: 5
Coding region: 286-1245 (319 amino acids)
Biological process (GO): box C/D snoRNP assembly; rRNA processing
Cellular component (GO): R2TP complex; cytoplasm; ribonucleoprotein complex
Source: RefSeq, a predicted model, not a curated record